UAUUCGCCCACACCUCAGGAGCAGCUUCAGGAACGCAUCGCGAAACGACGAAACGAGACGGCAUGCAUCAAUUGUCGGAAACGAAAAACCAAGUGCAUGGUCAAGGAGCAGCCCCCAGUGAACCCCUGCCAGCGCUGCAUCCGCCUCGAGCUCACAUGCAUAUACCCUGAUACGGCGGAGCCUCUGUCGGAGGCUGAGCCCGAGGCUCACCUCGUCUAUCAACACGCAUCCCCGCCGGGGGUA
Messenger RNA from Mycena citricolor, 243 nucleotides. Lineage: Eukaryota; Fungi; Basidiomycota; Agaricomycetes; Agaricales; Mycenaceae. The record is from the annotation of a GenBank genome assembly.